Messenger RNA from Fulvia fulva, 1050 nucleotides. Its product is annotated as Triacylglycerol lipase 2. Gene Ontology annotation, molecular function: triacylglycerol lipase activity. NCBI's taxonomy places the organism in Eukaryota, Fungi, Ascomycota, Dothideomycetes, Mycosphaerellales, Mycosphaerellaceae. Bases 1 to 1050 code for a protein of 349 amino acids. The transcript has 6 exons. The record is from RefSeq and is a predicted model, not a curated record.
AUGCUUAUAGCGUACCGCACCUCGUGUCAGAGGCUACGACCUCUCCAUCUCACGCGCACUGGUCUCCAGGUUGCACGUCAGCACACUUCCGCAGCAGGGACUCACAAUAAUCCCAAUCAUUCGCCGCAAGCCAAGCAAGAUGCAAAGAAAGACGAACAGAAGGCAAAUGAUCCACGGUUGAAGAAUGUCGAUGACUUGAUAGAAGACAAAUUCGCCGUUCUGAAGUCCAGCUAUGAUGCACCGAAGCACCCUAUCAUCCUAGCCCAUGGACUUCUUGGCUUCGAUCAGAUAAGACCUGCUGGACGACUCUUGCCAGGAGUCGAGUACUGGUAUGGAAUCACGCAGGCUCUUGCUGCGAAAGGUGUGGAGGUCGUGACUGCCGUAGUCCCUCCUUCUGGCAGCAUUGAGGCACGAGCGGCGAAGUUAGCUGAGGCAAUCGAAGCCAAAGCCAACGGGAAGGCGGUUAACAUCAUAGCACAUAGCAUGGUUGUGAUCCAGGGUGGCCUUGAUUCUCGCUACAUGAUUUCUCGCCUGCAUCCACCCAACGUCAAAGUACUAUCUCUGACGACAAUCGCGACACCUCAUCGCGGUUCAGCCUUUGCCGACUACCUCUUCCAUCAAAUCGGAAUCGCCAACGUGCCCAAGAUUUACAAGGUGCUAGACUUCUUCGGCAUCGAGACUGGAGCCUUCGGGCAGCUGACAAGGGACUACAUGUCCCAAUCAUUCAAUCCACGGACACCAGAUGUAGAUGGCGUCCAAUACUACAGCUACGGCGCUGCGUUCGAGCCACAUCUAACAUCGGUCUUCAAGAAGUCGCACGACGUUAUUGAGAAAGUGGAAGGAGCCAAUGAUGGGAUGGUCAGUGUUGGGAGUAGCCGCUGGGGCGAAUACAAGGGCACUCUCAACCACGUUAGCCAUCUCGAUCUGAUCAAUUGGACAAACCGACUUCGGUGGUGGUUCUGGCAGGUGACUGGCACGAGAAAGAAAAACUUCAAUGCGAUCGCCUUCUUCCUAAGCAUUGCAGAUAUGCUAGCGAAAGAGGGUCUUUGA